AAAGAUUAGAUUAGAGGCGGAGUUUGUGUUCACCAUCCUCACCUCCAACUCAAAGCCUCGAACCUUUCUUACAAAACAUGGCCUUAGCUCAAAUCUCAGCUUCUCGUUCUCUUUGCAUUCAUGAUGCGUGGCCUAUCAGUUCGCCAAGAACCCACAAAAUUUCUCGCUUAUCCAUUUCCAGAAUUUCACCGACGGGCUCCAUUUUUGCCACUGGUUCCCCUCUAUUGAUAAGGGGGCCAUUUCACCAAAGAAAGCCCGCGUGCAAAGCAACACCUUUCUCCAUCAAAUGUGAGCAAAGCACCCAGAAAGGCAGCAGCUUGGAUGUAUGGCUAGGCAGGCUCGCCAUGGUUGGUUUUGCAGUGGCCAUUACCGUUGAAAUAUCAACUGGCAAGGGACUUUUGGAGAAUUUCGGCCUCACGACACCUUUACCCACGGUGGCCUUGGCAGUGACUGCAUUGGUUGGUGUUUUGACUGCAAUUUUCAUCUUUCAAUCCGCCUCUAAAAGUUGAUUCUCUUGGCGUUUCUUGUACUUUUAGCUGUCGAUCAUAUAAGUUUUCUGUUUAAUUACACUGCUGGUUCAUUUUGAACAUGAUCACGUUGCAAUAAGAUAGUUCAUCGAAAUUUCACCAA
Messenger RNA from Hibiscus syriacus, 630 nucleotides. Its product is annotated as stress enhanced protein 1, chloroplastic-like. The coding region runs from base 78 to 509 and encodes 143 amino acids. The transcript is spliced from 4 exons. NCBI's taxonomy places the organism in Eukaryota, Viridiplantae, Streptophyta, Magnoliopsida, Malvales, Malvaceae. Gene Ontology annotation, biological process: cellular response to high light intensity. The record is from RefSeq and is a predicted model, not a curated record.